UGUGUGUCGGCGAGGCCGGCCUGUUGCUCUCCUCGACGUGCCGCCCUCCGAAGAAGAGAAGGAGGAGGAGGUGGUGUUGGCGAAGGGGCUCCCAGCUGCUGUCGGCGGCGCAUGCGCAGUGGCAGCCGCCCUCUCACCCCGCUCAGCUAUGCCAAAUAUGCGCGGAGGGCAGCCGAGGCAGCAACAGAAGCAGCAGCAGCAGCAGCAGGAGGAGGCAGAGAGCCCCUCCGAGUGAGACCAUGGGCGGCGGCGGCGGAGCUGGAGGCAAAGGGCCGCCCCCGUUCCCCUCGACGACGGCAGCAGGAACAGCGAGGAGGGCGCCCUGAAGGGAAGCAGGCGGAAGGCGGCAUGGCUGACCCUCUGCGCCGGACUCUCUCCAAGCUUCGGGGCCGGAGGGAAGCCCGCGGAGGGGACGCCAAAGCCCCUCCGAGGCGUCACCAUGGCAACGUCUUGAUGGAGCCUGCGACGGGGCCCCAAAGCAGCGCGGAAGGAGACGGAGGGCCACGGCUCCCCCCUCUUCCUCUUCCUCCUCCUCCUCCACCGUCGAGGCUCCUCGAGGAGGAGAAGGAGGAGGAGGAGGAGGACUACUACGACAACUUGCCCGACGGAGGGGAAGGCGUCCAAGGCGGGAAGCCGAGAGAGAGCGCGGGGAGGCUGCGCAUCCAGCUGCAGGAGGCCUACGCGCUGUUGCUCCACGCCAUGCACGGCCUGCCUCCGCCGCCAAGUUGGUCCUUCCCGGACAGCCAGCCGCAGGGAUGCUCCGCACCUCCUCUCCCUUCUUCUCCUUCUCCUCCUCCUCCUCUUCGGAAAAGGCUCAGCAAGAGCCUCGACGGCCUCCCCGGCGCCCAAGCGAAGACCUCCCUGAGGAGGAGCCGCAGCGAAGGAGCAGAUGUGGGGCCAACAAAGGAGGAGGAGGAAGAAGAAGAGGAUGAGGCGCUUUGGGACCCGAGGAGGCGGGAAAGGGGACCGAAGCCUCAUCCGCCUUUGCCGCCGCCCAGCGAGGAGCCCACGGAAAAGAGCCUCCCGCCGCCACCGGCACCAUCCCCAGCCCCAUCCGCCUCCUUCAAGCCGCCCGCGCUGACGGUGCGGAAGCUGCAGAAGUGGAUGUACAAAGGGCGCCUGCUCUCGCUGGCCAUCAAAGGGCGAGGGGGAGGGGCUGCCGGGGAGACCCCCUCCUCGCCCUGCCCUCCCCCUCCCGCCAAGGGGACCCCUCCCCCGCCGCCCCCUUCAGACCAAAGGAUCUUCCUGACAGAUUUGAUUGAAAAUGUUUACAUACCUUCUGUGAGCAGAAGGGAACUUAAGACCUUUAAGGCCAAUGAAGGCACUGAGUGCCGGCCCCGGUUUGCAAGCAUCACUGUGUCCAAGAAGCGGAACUGGCUGCAUCAAAGUUCUCCAAGGGUAUCAAAUUUGGAAAAAGGAAAUACGUAUAAGAAAACUUCAGGCGAAAGCCACCGUGCAUUGAAAUUUCCAAGUCCCUUGCUUGAGCCGAAGAUAUCUCAGAGUUUUCCCAAGAAACUGCUAGGGCAUGAAAGCCCUAAAAGAACAGUCAAUUUUCUACAUGCUGCUGAGAAUGGGAUGAACCAUUUGACACUGCAAAACCAUGCUUUGGAUUUCAGCGAAGAUAAUGAUGCAGAUGAUGAAGGAGAAAUAUGGUAUAAUCCUAUCCCUGAAGAUGAUGAGCCUGACUUCCCUUGUUUCCAAAGUGGAAAUGCUGAUCGCUCUGACUCUCAAGCCAUUAAUUACAAGCUGCCCUCUGGGAACUGUCUAAUUAAAGUGGCCAGACAUAAUGAACACCUUCCACAGUUCUCGGACUCCACUGGAAACACUCAGCCAAGGGAAGUUAAUCAGAUAGAUUGUGUGCAUUCCAUGGAACAUUUGCAAGUACACAAGCCAAAGCCCACAUGCAGUAUUCUGACUGGGUUUGUUACAGAUGACAGCCCUACAUUAAAAGGAUACGGAGUAGUGUCUUCAAGCAAACCUGACACAGCAACAGCCGAAUGUUCGCCUCCGAGUCCUAACCCUUUGAAAAAAGGUGGUUCAAUAAACUGGUCUUUCCCUGAUAAAAUAAAAUCCCCAAGAACAGUGAGGAAACUUUCCAUGAAAAUGAAAAAGUUGCCUGAGCUCAGCAGGAAGCUGAGUGUCAAAGGAAAUUCAAGCCAUAAUAGUACGGACAAUCCUUCGUUGCUCAAACAUAAUUGCCAGGACAUGGGCCAUGCAGCAUUACCUUCAUCUGGGAACAUGUUGGCUGCUGCUGCUAGCAGGAACGUUAUAAGUCGAUAUCAUCUUGAUAGCAGUGUAUCUUCCCAACAUAGCUACAAAAAGAAAAACAACAGGAGUUCCAAAUCAUCCUCCAAAGGGGGCUACCUCAGCGAUGGAGACUCUCCUGAGCUUAUAGCAAAAUCUGGGAAACAUGCUGGUGAAGGCAGAGCUGGGAAAGGAAAAGAAGGAUUCCCAAGCAGCAAUGGCAACAAGACAGACAUUGACAUAGAUGCUUUUAGGCACUAUAGUUUUUCUGACCAACCUAAAUGUUCCCAGUAUAUAUCUGGACUCAUGAGCAUUCACUUCUAUGGUGCAGAGGAUUUGAAACCACCUCGAAUGGACUCCAAAGAUGUAUUUUGUGCAAUCCAAGUAGAUUCAGUUAAUAAAGCGAGGACUGCCUUGCUUACAUGCCGGACAACAUUUCUGGACAUGGACCACACUUUCAACAUAGAGAUAGAAAAUGCACAGCAUUUGAAAUUGGUGGUCUUCAGUUGGGAGCCCAUGCCAAGGAAAAACCGAGUUUGUUGCCAUGGUACGGUGGUUCUUCCUGCUCUUUUUCGAGUGACAAGGACUCAUCAGCUGGCAGUCAAGUUGGAGCCUAGGGGGCUAAUUUAUGUCAAGCUGACCCUUCUGGAGCAGUGGGAAAACUCUCUCAAUGGACUAGAUGGAGAGCAAGAGCCAGUAAUGUUUGGGAUUGAAGCUCGGAAAGUGGUUGAGAAGGAAAACGUAGGCUUGAUGGUACCCCUCUUGAUGAAGAAAUGUAUUAUGGAGAUUGAAAAAAGAGGCUGUCAGGUUGUAGGCCUGUACCGUUUAUGUGGCUCAGCAGCAGUCAAGAAAGAACUCCGAGAAGCAUUUGAAAAAGAUAGCAAAGCUGUUACUCUCUGUGAAACCCAAUACCCAGAUAUAAAUGUGAUAACAGGUGUUCUCAAGGAUUAUUUAAGAGAGUUGCCUUCUCCCUUGAUAACCAAACAACUUUAUGAAGCCGUUUUGGAUGCCAUGGGGAAAAAGCCCUUGAGAAUGAUAGCCAAUGGAUGUGAGAAUGACCCUAGUGAUUCUGAUCAUACAGUGGCUCUCUUAGACUGCCUCCCAGAGGUUGAGAAGGCCACUCUAAAGAUGCUGUUGGACCAUCUGAAAUUGGUGGCUUCGUACCACGAAGUAAACAGAAUGACCUGUCAGAACUUAGCAGUGUGUUUUGGGCCUGUGUUACUGAGCCAGCGCCAGGAAACAACCAAUCAUAACAACAGAGUUUUCACUGAUUCAGAAGAACUUGCAAGUGCCUUGGAUUUCAAAAAACACAUAGAGGUCCUACAUUACCUACUCCAGUUAUGGCCAGUGCAACACUCAGGCGCCAAAGAAUCUGCACCAGCUGAGCAGCAGUCCUCAGUGAAUUACCUGAGACCUAAGAAACAACGGCCUCAGAUGUUGAAUUUAAGCAGUUCAGAGAUGUCUGGGAUCCUGAGGUCCAGGACGGCCAGGCUAGACAGCCCUUCAAGUAACCGCUAUGCUGGAGACUGGAGUGGUUGUGGGGAGAGUUACUUUGCAAGCCCCAAGGAAGCCCUAAGCGAAGCAGACUAUGAUGAUGUCCCUUCAGAGGAUACGGAAAGUGGGGACGAUGGCAACAAAGCUGAUAUUCCUGAGAAGCUGAUUGAACAGCCCAAUUGCACGUCCAAAGAGCAGACGUUCCAGGCUUAUUUGACCAUGCAGACAAUGGACUCGGCUGUGAACCACCGAGUAAACCUCAAAGACUUGCAGGAGAGCAUUGAUACCCUCAUAGGAAACCUGGAACGGGAACUCAAUAAAAACAAGCUCAACAUCCGUUAUUAAUAGCCUUCUGCACCAGCUCCUUCUUGGUAGGUUCUUUCCUUGCUCCUUUCCCCUCAAAAGGGGAUGAAGCUGUGCAACCUUGGGUCAGGUGCAAGUAUAAUAAUGUCAUUGUGCAGUGGCUUGGAUCCACUGUUAAGGGUUAAUGCAGUCACAUUACACAUCUGUUGCUCUGUCUUUCCCUCUUCCCUCCUUCUCUUUUGAAGAAGGCAUCAGCUUGACCCUCUGGGUUUAAAACGGUGUGCUAUUACUUGCCAAACAAUUCUAGAAUUUCUCCUUCUCCUUCACAGUACUAUGCACUUAAGAAAUUUCGACAGUUUAUGCAAGAUAUGCAAGGCAUCAUCUCUGUCUACAUUACAUAGGAACAGUGCUCCUUGUUCCUGAAACUUUAGCCCUGAUACGGAUGUUGUUCCGGAAAGGAGGAUUAAUGUUGCUGCUUCUGUGAUUACAUGCAGCACAAACUCUAGGUAGAUCAUGUUCUGCCAUAUUUUGACACCUUUUUUCAUUUGCAAUGCAAACGCUGCUAUGAAAAGAAAAUGCUUUUUAUAUCUAUCUAUAUAUAUGAAAAAAUUUAAUUGUACAAAUAUUAAUGUAUUCCUGUAUUAACACUUUCCAGCAAUUAUUUAAAACUGCAAAAAUUAAAUAUUUUUCUAACUUUUGUUUUGUACAUAUUUAUAUAUUAAAACAUUGGGUUUUGUCCGGUUUGCUUUCAGUAUGGCACUUGUACAUGGAGGAAAAACAUUUUGCAUAACAAAAUAUAAGGAAUAGCAUUUCCUACCACAGAGCACAUACAUGGAUGCAAACUGUUUGAGAUAGUAGGAGGUCCCAUAACCCAUCCUCUUUGUCUCAUCUCAGCUGAGAAAUUAAAGUCUUUAAGAGUGGACAAAGGCUUCUGUUACACCCUACACAAGACUCUCUGUACAAGAUCCUGUGCUUGCAACCCUGGAAAGAUCAUGUCCUUUGUAUAUAGGUAUUUGUGAAAAAAGCAUAUUGGAUUUGAAUAAUAACACAACUUCUAAAAGACGUCUAUCUGAUGGACUGCCAAAUGAGGUGAUGUUGCACCAGAGAGAAGUUGAUUCUCUGGUGCAACUUCUCUCUGGUGCAACAUCACCUCAUUUGCCUUUCAGGAAUUAAUUUACAUUUCUUUAAGGCAGCAGUGGGAAUCAGGACAUUCUUCCAGAUGAUGUUGUUUUGCAAAUCCCCAUCGGCCAUGAUCAGUUUUGUCGAAGGUGAGGAAUUCUUGGAAUUGCUGCCCUGCAACAUCUGAAGGACCUCAUAAUGCCUACUCCUGUUGCAAAGUGUCCAACACCUUAAUUAGUUCAGAUAACGCAGUAUGCUUUUUCAAACCAUUUUCUUAUUGGCUCAUUUUACCAUCAUAGGCAUUCCUAAAGAUACUGGAGAAAAUAAGAUUGGCUGUUCCCCAAAGUCCAUAGUUUUAUAUUACAGUGGCUCACAAAGGUGCACUAAAAUGCAUACCAAGAAACAAACAUGCUAGUGAUGUUUCCAAAUCUUAGAUGCAGUUUUACAAUAAACUAAGCAAUAAUAUAUUUAGUUUCAAGCAGCUAUCAGUGGCCCUGGCUUUAUUUGAGAUAAUUAGAUACAUUAGAUACACAUUUUUGAAAAAGUGGACUUGAAGUCCUGACUUAUUUUCUGUUAGAACUUAAAACAGUGGACUGAAUAAUAUAGAUGUAUCUGCAGGAUCAUGUGCAGCCUGACCCCAAGAGCUUUUCACAUACAGUGCUUUUGCCUUAUCUUGUGCUGACUAGUCUGAACGGUACAGCUCAAAAUUGCCCUCUCAAUGGGAACACCCCAUUGCAUGUGAUCUUGAAGAAGGACAUCGUUUUGUCAUUGUUCAGAUCAGCCAAAUCUCCCUGUCUUAAAGAAGAAGUGUUGCAUUUGCGGGCUAUAACUUACUUGUAGCUAUGUUUCCAAGCAUAAUUAUUGAGAAGUUAUGCCUUGCUAAAUUCAAUAUUGCCUACGCCUUAAUAGGAAAGUGGGUCUAGACUGGCACUCUUAGUAGACAAUUUAGGGUAACAUUUUAUAUGUUCAGACUUGCUGCUGGUUAGAGUUGGAAAAGUUACUUUUUAGGACUACAGUUUCCAGCAUAGUCAAUGGCCAUAUUGACCACUGGAUUCUUGGAGCUGUCAGCCCUUAUGAAUCUGCAGAUAGAGUAUUUUGUAGUCAGAGGGAGUAGUUGUGUACACAGAAGACACAGAGUGUGGGAACACAUCUUCAGGUGAUCAUGUGCCCUACCUUCACAAGCAGAUAGGAUAGGUCUUAGGAUUUAUUACUUGCUUGUGCAGUGCCUAACUACAAAAUUAUAUGUAUCUCAGACAGAAAAGUGUGUUGAUUUUACAGAUUAGAAAUUAGAUGGAUAUAUGCAUGUUUGUGUUCAGUUGAAAUGCAUGUCGUAUGCUUGUUUGCGACUACAAGUUGAACAUCCCUUUUUUUGAAAUGCUUGAGAGAAGAAGUGUUCUGUAUUUUGGACCUUUUCAGAUUUUGGAAUAUUUGUAUACACAACAUGAGAUGCCUUGGCAAUGCUACCCAGGUCUAAACAUGAAAUUAAUCAAUAUUUCAUAUGCACCUCAUUUAUAUGGUCUGGAGGUCAUUUUAUAAUUUUGCGUAUGAAACAAAGUUUGUGUAUAUUGAACUGUCAGAAAGUAAAGGCAUCAUCAUCUUAGCAACACAUGUGGACAGUUUUGGAUUUUGGAGUAUUUUGGAUUUCAGAUUUCUGGAUGACGGAUGCUCAACUUGUAUAUACAUACAUGCAAGCCUCAUGUUGCCAUUCUGUUAGGUGCCAAAAUUCACAUUGGUCAGCUCUUCAUUUGCCCAACCAUGUUUGAAAGGAGAUCAUAUAGUAUCCAGCAGCAAUAUAGUUACUCUGUUGCCUCUGCUAAAUAGCCUAGUUCUUGUUAUAUCGUUGGCAGAUAUAUGAGCUAAGAGAGUUCUAGGGGGAACAGGUAGCUGUUUCAGUCUGUUUGAAAGUGUGCCUUUUAAAGCAUAAUACAUCUAAAACCCUAAAGACAUUUGAAGCUUGUAGUUUUUGCUUUGAUUUCAGAAAUAUUAAAUGUAUUCAAUAUAAAGAUGAUGGAUUUACAGUUUUAACUUGUCAAAAGUGAGUAUUGGCACCUUGUUAGCCUUGCCCUUGGAAGGGUCAAUGUGAUAAACCCUUAUUGAAUUUGCUCAAAAAUGUUUAAUAUUUUAUUAGUUAACCAAAGCAAACUCAAAUCUUAUGCAAGUCUAAAUGAAAACUCAACCUUUGUCUUUGGUUCAGCAAUAAGAUCCAAGCAAUAAAAAUUAUACAACCAGUUGCCUCAUAAAAGAAAUCUGGUUUUGUAAUGCAGGUGAGUAAGUGCUUUAAACAGCAAUCUUUUAUAAACACUGGUUAGCCAGGGACCUCGUGAACUUUUCUAGAACAUUUUGAAAUGUACCCUCCUCUACACUGUAGAAUUUAAUUUGCUUUUUUCAUAUGACACUAUCAACCCCUUUCAUUUCUUGUGGCCCUGGUUCAAGUGCUAUUUAUCUUGUUCCUAUAUAAUGUCUGAUUAUUGUUAUUUUUAGUUAUUUAUUUACCAUAGGAUGACUGAAUUUGGUGCACAGUUUUUGCCUCAUGUACCUCUAAAUAGAUAUGUCAUCAUUUUGUCCAGUCUCCUUCUAUUAAUUUAUUAUUAAUGUGGCAAUACACACAUGCAUUCAUUCAAUAAUUAUGGUACUGUUUUAAAACAUAAAUUUUAACCUGAAACAUUUAUUGAUAAGCUGAUGUAUUUUUUUUAAGUAUGUGUACAGGAAGUGGAUUAUUUUUGAACUAUAAAUGUUAAUUCUGAAUAAAACAUGAAAUAAAAAUAAAAAUGGAUUGUAUUUUGCAAAAUGUUGCAAUUAUUUGAA
Anolis sagrei ordinatus is the source of this 7965-nucleotide messenger RNA. RefSeq names its product synapse defective Rho GTPase homolog 2 (gene SYDE2). The record is from RefSeq and is a predicted model, not a curated record. Lineage: Eukaryota; Metazoa; Chordata; Lepidosauria; Squamata; Anolidae. Gene Ontology annotation, molecular function: GTPase activator activity. Gene Ontology annotation, biological process: signal transduction; regulation of Ras protein signal transduction; cell migration. Gene Ontology annotation, cellular component: synaptic membrane.